This is a messenger RNA of Protobothrops mucrosquamatus (brown spotted pit viper), 1277 nucleotides long. RefSeq names its product fibroblast growth factor receptor 3-like. Gene Ontology annotation, molecular function: fibroblast growth factor receptor activity; ATP binding; fibroblast growth factor binding. Gene Ontology annotation, biological process: protein phosphorylation; multicellular organism development; positive regulation of MAPK cascade. The transcript has 8 exons. The annotation marks the transcript as partial. The record is from RefSeq and is a predicted model, not a curated record. NCBI's taxonomy places the organism in Eukaryota, Metazoa, Chordata, Lepidosauria, Squamata, Viperidae. Gene Ontology annotation, cellular component: signaling receptor complex.
CGAUUGUUGGGUUACUGAAGUUCAAGUUUUUGUCUGUUCUGCAGUCCUGGAUCAGUAAAAACGCUGAAGCCGAUGCUAAGCUAAAUCUGUUCAAUGUGACCAAACGAGAUGAAGGCGAAUAUCUUUGUAGAGCCAACAAUUUCGUAGGCAGAGCCGAAAAAUCAUUUUGGCUCCACAUUCACAAACCAGAACCAGCAGAAAAACGGGUUGCCAGACAGGAUUCCAGCUCGUUUUACGCAGGGAUUCUCAGCUACGGGAUCGCCUUCGCUCUUUCCAUCCUGGUGGCCGUGAUGGUGUUGAUUUAUAAAAUCAAAAGGCCGGCCAAAAAAGCUAUAAACGCCACCGCCGUUCAGAAAGUCUCCAAGUUCCCCCUCAAGAGACAGCAGGUGUCCUUGGAGUCCAACUCCUCCGUGAACUCCAGCACUCCCCUGGUGAGGAUCACCCGCCUCUCCUCCAGCGAGGGCGCCGUGCUGGCCAACGUCUCCGAGCUGGAGCUGCCCGCAGAUCCCAAGUGGGAAUUGGCAAGAUCGCGCUUGACUCUCGGGAAGCCUCUGGGCGAAGGCUGCUUCGGUCAGGUGGUGAUGGCCGAAGCCCUGGGGGUCGACAAGGAGAAGCCGAACAGGCCCAUCACGGUAGCCGUCAAGAUGCUGAAAGACGACGCCACAGACAAGGAUCUCUCUGACUUAGUCUCAGAAAUGGAAAUGAUGAAGAUGAUGGGGAAGCACAAAAACAUCAUCAACCUCCUGGGCGCCUGCACGCAGGACGGUCCUCUCUACGUUCUUGUGGAAUAUGCCUCCAAGGGGAAUUUAAGGGAAUACCUGAGAGCUCGCCGGCUACCUGGCAUGGAUUAUUCCUUUGAUACCUGCAAGCUUCCUGAGGAACAGCUGACCUUCAAGGACUUGGUCUCCUGUGCCUACCAGGUGGCCCGUGGAAUGGAGUAUCUGGCAUCUCAAAAAUGUAUUCACCGGGACCUGGCAGCCAGAAAUGUUCUGAUCACGGAAGACAACGUGAUGAAGAUAGCUGACUUUGGUCUGGCCAGGGAUGUUCACAACAUCGAUUAUUACAAAAAAACAACUAACGUGAGUGGAAAGCUUCUGAAAAACGGGGCGGUUCUGGUCAGGGGCCAUCCAGAUGUAUGGUCGUUUGGGGUGCUGCUAUGGGAGAUCUUCACUCUGGGAGGGUCCCCCUACCCAGGAAUCCCCGUUGAGGAGCUUUUCAAACUCUUGAAGGAAGGCCACCGUAUGGACAAGCCAGCAAACUGUACCCCAGAUUUGUAA